AUGCUGCGCACGAUAAAACCAAAAAAUGCACGCUCGAAACGAGCUCUGCAGGCCCGUGAGCCGAAGGAAGUCGAGGACCCACGGACGGUCAUCUUCGUCAAGGGCACUCACGCCGGCGAGAAGGUGAACGCGGCCAUGAAGGAGCUCAUGGCGCUGAAGCGGCCGCACGCGAUCUCGUUCUCGAAGAAAAAUGCGGUUCGACCGUUCGAAGACGCAGCGUCGCUCGAGUUCUGGAGCCAGAAGAACGACGCAAGCAUGUUCGUGGUCGGGCAGAGCACGAAGAAGCGGCCGGACGGGCUCACGUUCGUGCGGAUGUUCGACCAUCGGGUGCUGGACAUGUGCGAGGUCGGGGUCGAGGGCUGGAAGAGCAUGAACGAGUUCAAGACAUCAAAAGCAACGCCGGGUCACAAGCCUCUGCUGCACUUCGCGUCGGAGCUUUUCGACACCCACCCCCGGUUCGUGCAGCUCAAGUCGAUGCUCAUGGACUUUUUCAACGGCGAGGUUGUCGACGGCCUGCAUCUCGCCGGUAUCGAACACGUCGUCAGUAUCUCCCUCGGCCCCACGCCGCCCGGGCUGAACGCGGCGACGACCACCUUGCAGGCGUCCUCGUCGACCGCGCCUGCGCCUGAGACGCUGCCGAAGGUGCACAUCCGGGCUUACACGAUUCGGCUGCUCGCGUCUGGGACGCGGGUGCCGCGGGUGGAGCUGACACCGAUGGGCCCGUCGCUGGACCUGACGCUGCGGCGGCACAAGGAGGCGGACGGGGAGCUGCUGAAGCAGGCGCUGCGGCGGCCGAAGCUGCAGAAGCAGGCGGUGGAGAAGGGGCUGGGCAAGAAGCGGAAGAACAUCGAGGUGGAUGAGAUGGGCGACCUCCGCGGCCGGAUCCACGUCGGGAAGCAGGACCUGGGCAAGCUGCAGACGCGAAAGAUGAAGGGCCUAAAACCGGAGCGGGAUGCGAUGCUCGUCGACGACGAGGACGACGGCGGGGAGUUGGACGGGUCUGGGAGCGAUGGCGACGGUGCGGGUGGGGGAGCGCGGCAACGGAAGCGUGUGCGGGCGGCGUAG
Molecule: messenger RNA, 1065 nt
Organism: Epithele typhae
Lineage: Eukaryota; Fungi; Basidiomycota; Agaricomycetes; Polyporales; Epitheliaceae
Product: Brix-domain-containing protein
Exons: 4
Coding region: 1-1065 (354 amino acids)
Biological process (GO): ribosomal large subunit assembly; maturation of LSU-rRNA from tricistronic rRNA transcript (SSU-rRNA, 5.8S rRNA, LSU-rRNA)
Cellular component (GO): nucleolus
Molecular function (GO): rRNA binding
Source: RefSeq, a predicted model, not a curated record